AACUUUUCUCGCAUAAACCCCCGUAACCUACAAUCCGCAUUCGACGACGAUUGUUGCUGCCAUCUGGUUGUUUUUUUGUUUUUUGGUUUAUAACACGUCGCGACACCUGCACAAUCCAGCUUUGUCAGAGCUACCUCUGACAAAUGAUCAGUAGGUGUUUCUUUGCUUCGAAAAUUGAUAAAAAUAAUUCGGAGAACUCGAUGGAAAAAAAGUGUGUUAUGUUUACAUUUAGGUAGUACUUAGCUUCAAAAGCAAUACAAUCAUUAUCCAAGCUCAGCCUAAAAACUGCGAAAAAUGGCGCUUCAAAAAUACAACUAUGCAAAAUCAUCAAUUAAUAGAUGGAUAUAAACAAGUUCCACGUUUGUAAAAACGUCAUCAGAUAAACAGACCAAAAUAUGGCAGCUCUGGGAAUAAUUGCCAAAGCUGUGGAAAAUCUACGGAGCUUGCAAAUUCAAGAAUCAUUGGCCACUGAUCAUGAAGACAAAAAAAAAGAAAAGAUAGCCAACUGCAUGGCUUUGACAAAUGGGAUAUCCAUAGCAAGUGUCAAAGCUGCACCACAGGCACUAAAUCUUUCCAUUGAAACUCUACUCUGUUUAUGCGAUGACUCCGAUUCAGAUGUUAGAACUGUAGCAGAUGAAUGUCUGAAUAAAAUAAUAAGAGCAAUAGCUGAUAGUUAUGUUUUAAAAGUGCAAUUUGAAUUAUACCGUGAAAUUAAGAGAAACGGUGCAGCUCGCUGCUUAAGAGCAGCACUAUGGAGAUUUGGUUUGCUUAGUCAUAUGAUCAGGCCUGUGAAAGCUAAAGUGUUUGCAUUGCAAUUGACACCAUGUAUUCUUGAAAUUGCCAAACGUAGAGAAGAUAUAGUAAUAGACACUCUUUCGCAAUCAUUACCAUUAAUAUUAAAAACAUUGGGUCAUUAUAUACCUGAUAAAGACAUACAGGCUUUGUUAGAAGCAUUUUUUAAAAAUGUGACUUCAAGUGAAGCUAUUCUAAGAAGAGCUUCAGCCAACAUGAUUUUAGUUACUUGUUUAAAUUGUCGUAAACCAUUACAGUUUAUGAACUAUGUGAUAGAAGUGUUGACAGAUAUGUUAUCUCGAGUUGCUGAGGGAAACAUGGAAGAGGAGGAAGGAAAAGACGAUCGUGUUAAUAUGAUUCUUGGUGUUUUUGCCUGUUUACGGUUGAUAUUACCAAGUAUUGAUGCAAAUUCAGACCUUACUCAAGAUUUUAAUGAAGAUCAUAUACUUGAUCACCAUAUUUGUAUAUAUGAACUGAGUUUAUUUUAUACCAAAUUCUAUACAAAUCAUAAUGUGAUAAAUGCUGCUCUUGAGACUCUAGCACAGCUGUUACAAAAUCCACCUAAAAAUGUUGUGAGUGCAUUGUUGUCUAAAGAUGGAAUAACUCAACGUAUUAAUAAGCUUAAAGAAAGAGGAAAACAGUGGCCAAGUAGAAUAAGUCUCUCAACCACUGUUUAUUCUGAAGAUAAUUUAGAAUCCUCAUCGAAUCUCUUUGAAUCUGAUAUUAUGGACAUUCCAGAAAUAGCUCCAAAAGUUGAAAAAUGGAUGACAGAUAUCGCUGACGUUAUGCCAACAGUGGAAAAGGCACCAAGUAAACUUGAUAUAUCAGACUCUAGUCAAAUUAUUGAUACCAAAGAUAUUGAUGAUUACAGUGGUCUCAUUAUUGGUUCUAUUGAAAAUGAAAGCAUGGAGUUAGAAAGUAAUGCCGGUAGCGACGUGGGUAGAUUCGAGAAACCAAUAGACACCAGUUUACUUCAUUGUUCAGACCCAAAGGAGGUCGAAGAAGACCUCGACGAUACCACUGUAUCCAUCGUGUCCACUCACGAUGUGUCUUUGCAUCAAUUUAUGUUGCAGCGCAACGACCUGGCGAUUGGCAGUUUGCUGGACAAUGACGUAUCACUUCACUACUGUUGUCGCUUUCUCGUCUCAUCCUUUUUGCUUACGGGCAGUCCGGGUCAGCUUAUUCCAGACAAGCACUUCCGUGUGAGUGUAAAGUCCUUGGCCCUGACAUGUGUCGGUAAUAUGCUCAAACUCUAUCCGAAGAUGUUGUAUGACAGUUUGAAAAAAAUUCCAAGGAAGGACCCACAAGUUGAAGAUCGGCAGAUGAUAUCGGAUAUUUUGUUGUUUUUCAAACAUUCAGAUCCACAAAUUAGAGGAAACGUACUGCUAGCUGUCGGUUACUUUUUACAAGGAAUUUUUCUGCAGAAUAAUGGGUGCUUUAGUAAGGAGAGUUCCGAGAGUUCAGUUACGAUAGAGAAUCUCAUACAGUUAAUAUUAAAGGGUCUCGAGGACGAAUCCGCAACUACGUGUCGUCAGACAUUGACUGCUCUUGGUAUGUUUCUGCCUAGUCUUCUAGAAUCUGAAGAAAGUAAAUACGCAAUACUCGUUUUGAAAGUGCUUCCGAGUUUAGUGAAAAAUCCAUAUUUUCUUGUAAAGAUAAAAUUACUAGAAAUUGUUAGCGAACUUCCGUACACGACAAUUGAGCAUGUCUGCGGUGAACUGCAGUUUCAAGAAAACAUCGUCAACGUACUUUUAAAAUUGCUCAGCGAUCAGGAUCAACGAGUUCGCAAGGCAGCUGGCAUUGCAAUUACUAAGAUCGUGCCUUGCCUGUACUCCCAGAGUCCGCACGAAGACGCAGUAACUCGCAAAGCGAGUCUCUACGCCGAACGCUAUCUGACCUGCGUCGUGGGCGGCCCCACGGACCCUACAACCCCCUUCUACAUCGAGCACAAGCUCUUGAUCAACAGCCUGGUAUCGCCGUAUGAUGUUCUGUUUCGUAGUUCCUCGCAGGAUCGAGGCUCACGCGAACGGACCGACGAGGCGCUGUCCAGGAUUCUCGGUCAUCUAGUCGAUAGACUAUUGGUCCCUUCCACGAAGUACACGGCUUAUGGAUGCUGCGAGGCACUGAGUUUGCUGAGCGAGACUUUUUUGACGACAAUCUAUCCGAAAGCUUGGGACUGCUUCGUGCCGGCAGGUAGGGUCGCCGUAAAGAAAGCAGUCAAGAAGACAGCUGUUAGGCCUGACUCUGCUGAUUGCUGUUUUGGCUUCACAAACGAGAUGCUCUCACCGAUCUCCAACAACCUCUUCUGCCAGUCGAUAAUUCUUCUCAGUUCGUCACCACUGAGCCUUGAUCUGUGUAUGCACCGUCAUCUGCUACUGCUGGCCGGUAACAUAGCUUCCGGCAUCGCCACUACAAAUUCUCGACAGAUGCACGCCAGUAACUCAAGCUCCAGCAGUACGAGUUCCAAAAGCGAAACUGAGACAACCGGGGGAGACUUCAAGUACUGGACUUUUUUCAAGGACAAGCAAAGUUCGAGGAACAUGGAGCAGCUGCUCGUACAUGUCAUGCGCGUGCUCAAUAUCUUUCAGCACGUAGUUGAAGAUUUGCCAUCGCCGAUACAGACAGUCUCCAAGUCCUCGCUGGCUUCUCUAUCUCCAGCGCAGUCGCUCUCGCCGAAGCGCAAGCUCCUGCCGGAUCACCAAUCCUCCAAGUCGAAAUCAUCGUCCUCCUCAUCCGGUUCCUCGGAGCACCACCAUCGACUGGGCUUUCGUUUUGGCGGUAAAGAGCAGAUGGGCUCGCUCUCCAAUAACGCACAUUAUCUGCGAUUGUACGAGCUUCUUCGAGCGGCUCACGCAAACUACCGGGUGACGUUGGACCAGGAUGCCAGCGAGCUGUAUGUUGGCCUAUUGAAUGCCUGCCUCCAGGUACUCUCGCAGAUCCUCGAGGUGGCGAGUAUUAACGAGGCCGGUCGUAUUGCCGAGGAACUGUUGUCAUAUCUCCAGUCGACAGUUCUGCUGUCCUCUACGUAUACGGUCCAAUGCGUCAGGCAGUUGCUGAAGUGUCUCUUUGGGACUAACCUUGUAGCCCGAUGGCAAGAUAUCUAUGACGCUCAAGCUAAGCAGGAGAAGAGGGAGAACAGUGGGUUACAAGAUGAAGAGUUUCGGAAAGCUGAGUUUGAGGUUGAGAGAGGAUUCUAUGAGCAGUGUUUUCAGAAGCCGGCGAAGCUGAUGGUUGAGAGGAUCAAGGGAAUUGGAAGCAAUUGUAGAGGGGGCAACGAACCCGAUGCAACACAUCGUACUCUGGUGACUUCACUACAUCGCAAAGAGGACCGGAAAGUAUCUUCGAUUUUGAAAAUGCUCAGCCGAAAUUCUGACCAAAACUCCGUGGGCUCUUUCAUUCGUCUCUUUGAACCUCUGGUCAUCAAGUCUCUUAUUCAGUAUACAAUCUCCAAUUCAGUACCGCUGCAGUGCCAAGUAUUGAUGCUUCUUAGUCAGCUCGUCCAACUGCACAUCAACUAUUGCUUGAUGGAUUCGGACAAGAUCUUCAUUGGUUUUGUUAUGAAGCAAUUCGAAUUUAUCGAGGAGGGACACAUCGGUCUGACAGAGCAGUUAUUACCACGGAUAUUCGACUUUUUGGUUCGACUUUCAUACGAGAAGUACCAUUCUAAACUGAUCAUCGGUGUUCCAAAGAUAAUCCAGCUGUGCGACGGUCUUAUGGCCAGUGGACAACCGCCGUUAACUCAUUGCAUUCCAGCCUUAGUGCCCGUAGUAGAGGAGAUGUUCUUAGCCAGGAACACUCCGGCUAAUGUUAGUGAGGAAAAGGAACUGGAAACGACGAGAGAAGUGCUCAUCUCGAUGAUGCUCAGGCUUGUUGAAUAUCCACAGAUUAUAGAAUUGUUAGCAAAAUGCUUGACGGAAUCGAGACUGAGCAAUGACGGUAAUGGUGAAGAGAAGUGGAGGCGCUGGUCGAGGCAAACAAUGGACACGUUGUUGCCAAUGCUUGCAACUCGUAAGGUACGCGUCGAGUCGAAGAGAGCCUACUUUGCUUUGGUGAAACUUUUUUCGGCUGUAUCUCCAACUGUAUUUAGACCGGUAGAUCCCUUGCUUCGAGUGUUAUUUACGAUGCCACCGCCAGUUGGAAAGAACCUGAUAUCGUGUUCACAGUAUAAUGUGCCAUCGACUAGUAAGAACAUCUUGGAAUUCAAACGGUGGAUUGGCAUGGUAAACUUGAUAAUUAUGUCGCUGAUUUCUUACGCCAAAGAAGAAGUCAUGCUGGCUAGGCUAUCGGAUGUAACUUCCUCUGUAACAGACCUACCCGAGAUUCUCUUGAUCCCUGAUUCCAGCCGUCCAAUUAGUGGUGACCCUUUGAACGUAUCAGGGCUUCUGGAAUCAUUUUCUAUGCCACCAGAGAGGAUACUUGCAAGGUUCAUCUUUCGGGUUAUAGGAUCUAUGAGCUCUGCAUUUGUUGAAAUGUUUCAGGGUGCAAAGUUGAAACCGUUAAAUGAUACCAAUGAGUCCGACGAAGAUGAGUAUGUCAUACACCAAUUUACUCUUUUACUGCAACUUUGCAUACACAUGUUCGAGACUGGCAGCCACUGUAAAGUGGCCAAUGCCAGUAUGCAAUUGGUGAAGGGUGACAACAUUCCAAAAGACGAGAGACUGUCGCUUAACGAUUUGAACGAAGUGAUGAUGGAAAUUGGUAGCAGUUGUCCUAUUCUCACUUGUCAGUGGACAUAUCUUCUAACACUGUUAGGAUUCGAUGACAUGAGUUUCUGGUCUAGAGUUAUUGGAUAUCCAUCAGACAAUGUCGAAGCUGAAAAAUCACUCGGCUCUAUAAACGCAAAGAUCCUGCGUCGUGCUUCCACGAUUCUAUUUUGCGACUAUGUUUGCGAGAACGUUUCUAGCGAUUCUGAACGGUUGAGUUGGUUAUUGCUUCACCACAUCGAAACGAUGAUAGGUCUGGCAGACGAGUCGCCUGUAAGAGAGCUAGUAGCUGUGGCCGUACAUCGUGACCCCGUGGCCAGUGGGCUCUUUCUGCGCGCAGUCUCCGAUAAUUGCUGUCGUAACGGCCAGUUGAUCGGCGGGCCAUCUUUUAUCAAAAAACUGCUGCAGUGCUUGGAAGGAGCACAUCAGAGCCAGUCGGGACAACUGUUAACGGUACUAGUUCCAAGGCUGCUACAGUCAAAGUAUCUGGCACUGUCGAGGAUGGCUGCGAAGAUUGCGAGCAGAAGAGUUGAAGUGCUUCUAGCUUUGGGAAAGGAGGAGGCUAUGAUGCAACUGUCAAGGGAAGAUUUCAAGGCUAUAAUGAAUGUGCUGAAAAAGGAAAAUAUGACGAAGAAGCACGGUGCACUGAUUGGAUUGUUAAAUAAAUUAGCAACUAGUCAUUACGAGUUAGAAGCAUUAGAAUUAGAUCAUUCAAAACCAUUCAAUCCGUUAGAAGUGAAGAGCAUUAAGCUGGAUCGAGCCUGGUAUUUAUCACAGGUGAGGUCUCGGUGUUGCAAUCCAUGCGUAAGUUACGGCUGUUACGAAUCAGCUUGGCUCCUGAACCAUUUAAAUCUAGACGAGUGCCUAGAAAUAUUUUCCCUUGACGACUUUAACGUAAAGUUGCUGCAAGAUUGCAUAAUUGUUGGAGCUCGGUUGACUGCUCAAGCUUCUCAACAAUUAGAGCUUGAUAGGAGUGUAAAACCUACUGACAAUAGCGAAAGUGUUCUCUACAAAGCCGCGAAAAUUAGCUUGAUAGGUCGACUACGAAGUAUUCUGCAAGAGUUGCCAGCUUCGCAUGAAAUUUUUCUUCCAAUUCAAAACCUGAAUGACAAACCAAAACAAUCAAACUAUACCUCGAAUCUCAGCUCACUUCUACUUGACAAGGCAUAUCGCACAUCCCUUUUCUUGCUGAUUCCAGCCGUGACGUCCUACAUCUCGUGUCUACCUAAGCUCUCCCACAGUCUGGAUGCUGUCCACGAAGAGUCGUUUGCUCGUUUCGCUUUGCUUUGUCUGGAGUCCGCGCAUUUUCUUCUUCUUCAACAAAUGACAACUCCUCGGGAGCUCGGGCUUUCUUUAAAGUGUGCCAGCAUAAUUCUGCAAGAUCCAUCGGCGAGUAGUGCCUUCGACUCUUCACCCGAACAUCACAGCUGGGUUUGCUCAGCCGCAGCGGCUCUUACCGAGAUCGUUGGGCACUUCUGUAAGUCUUCUGAUGACGACGAGCUACCCGGAAUCGAGAAGGGCUGCAGCGGACUGCAAGAAGCUUUAGAGGCUGGAAAAGAAACGAAGUCUUACGCCAUCGCGUGUCUCCGAAUGUCGAUGCUCGUGGCUUGGCUUGAGAAGAGGCAGAAGAGCGGAGAGGAAGGCAGGAGGCAAGAGAUCCCGUCGUUUUUCGCGAAGCCGAUUAAGAGUUUGAUCAUCAGUGUAGCCAGGCAGCCACUUGUUAACUCAUUUGUGCUCACACCUCCGUUGCUCUGGAAAAACGGCUGUGCCAUCGUAGGAACAGGUCCUACUAAAUGCCACUUCACUCUCUUCCUGUCGGAGCCAAACUACAUUCCUGAACUUGACGUCCUCGAGGAGUUCAUCUUUCGAAUAUCCCUACUGGGUUGGAACUCACGUCAGCAAUUCGAAGAAAUCUGGAUGGUAUUACUCGGCGUUUUAAACGUAUCGCAAUUGCAAAACGAAAUGGAAUCCGAGACGUCAACUAGUCUAAGCCACACAGCAAGUUUAGCUGUACAGGCUAUUGCGAAUCUCUUAGUGCAGACGUUACUGCUGCCAUGUCCAGGUAAUCCUAAUAAUGGAAUGCCGAUUAAACACACUAGAGAUCCACAACUGUCUCUGCAUAAGAAGAGCACGAAAAGGCUGUUCUUUGUGCAGGAUCUGUUGCUGUGGAAGUAUGAGAAUAGUAAUAUUGUAUCGACAGCUACUACUGUCCCAGUCCUCGAGCACUUGUUUAAUCGGGGUAAUCUGGAACCUCGUACUAUUGACCCACACAAUUAUAGCUACGGUCAAUUGUCUAUUUCCUAUCUCUGGUCGCUUUGUUCCUUGCAUGAAGACAAACUCAGCUCCUCCACGCUCUCCUUGAAAAAGCGCCGAGACGAGGCCUUAGCUGCGGCCUCCCUCGACGUCAACUCGUGUAUAAGAUUCUUACUCGAGCUUUACGCCUCGUGGAUGAGUGCAGGAACAAAACUCCCACCAAGACUGCUUUACGAGGUGGUAAAAUCUUUGCUGUUUGUCUCCGAAAUGUUUGUCGAACGAUCCCAAUUUCAAUGGAUGCUUGAAUCCUGCUUGGAAUUAUGGAAGGUUCACUUAGCAGAAGAUGAAAUUUUAAGGAAGCAUCUGAUCGUGGCUGUAUGCAAAGCCUCUGCUGUUUUAACACCUUUGGAUCCAGAAACAUUGGACAAAGUAAAACGUUCAGUAGAUGUAGGUCUAAAGGGUUCUUUAUCAAUGAGGAUAGCAACAUUACACGGAAUUUUGUAUAUACUGCAAAGCGCAGUACUAGCGAAUUGCGAAGAAACAAUGAGUGCUAUGCAUCCAUUGGCAAUAGAAUAUAUUCAACGUUAUAUUGAUCCUAGAGAUUCUAACAGUCAAAGUGAGGAACAUCAGUGUACACUCUGGGCUCUCGUAUUCUUUCUAUUAGAGCACGCAGAAGAUAGUCCUCCAGAUGUUGAAGCUCCAGCGGUAUUAGAACUCAUUCUUUCCUUAGUAUCUUCCCAAGGCAUAUCGACAUCUUUACACCGAAUGCUGCUUCAGGGUCUCGAGCGACUGGUCGCAACUAAGAGCGUAAUUGGAAAAGUUUCUGAACAAGUGGUAAAAAUUUCCAUCGAGCGCCUGCGCCAGGCAAACCCGGCGCUCUCAUUGCCUGCGCUCCAGCUCUUCCUCACCUGUAUGUAUACGGACACGGCCGACCGAUUUAAUCAACCGGAGCUUGAAGAGCCACUCCCUGACAUCGAGCCUGAGAUCCUCGUGCGCUCGAUUGAGAGGUCGGCGGUCAUCUUCGAUAAAAUCAAGAAAGGCUAUCCGAUGGAAGUCGAGAUUCUUUGUGCCGUGCUAUCUGAGGUGCUUAUCGAUUUCUUUCCUCCUCUGGAGAUCCUCACGAAGGUAAUAGGUGAAUUUCUCUCGCCACAACAACCACAUCCUAGGUUAAUGUCAGCAAUUGUUUUCAAGAUUUGCGAGAGAGCUUGCAACAGUACUCAACUAGGUUUACUUCAGACCUGGGUGGUUUUCAGUAUACAAAAUUUUAUUCAGAGCUUACCACUUAUCAUGUCUACGUGGUGCCUCUCUUGCUUUUUUAUAAGCACAUCAACAAACCCGUGGCUCCGAGCUCUAUUUCCUCACGUGCAAUCAAGAAUAGGAAAAUACGAAUAUGAGGAUAAAAAGAUUCUUUGUCUAGCAGCUUCCGAUUUUUACUCCCAGUUGACCAAUGAAUCGCAAAGGGAGACCUUUAUUAAAACGUUUGAGGAUGCUGCGAAAACUCCUGGUACACCAUUCGGUGACAUACUCGCCUCUUUUUGAAAAGCCUUUUUUGGCUGUUCUAGAUAUUUAUCUACCUCCUAUAGAGUAUACAGAUGUAUGCCGUAGAUUAUGGGUUUCUUUUAAUGAUUGUACAUUGUAUGAAGAUAAAGAAGAAAAUAAGGAAAAAAUGUAAGAUACGUCCCUGUUGAUACAAUCGCGUAUUAUUAAUAUAUUACAUUAUUAUAAUUAUGUUGAGAUUAUGAAUAAUAUGUGUAUCAGUUGGAAAGGUUGUUUUCAAAUAUAAAGAAACAAUAUUUUAUAAUUCAUAAAUUCUUUAUGCAACGAUUUUUUCCAUCAUGCACCAUCUUACUUUUGAUGUGAAAUAUCCAAUGCCAUGCUUCAGGUAUUGAUUUUUUCAGAAAAUUAAAUUAGCCAAUUGUCAAAAUUGUAACAUCAAGAAAUUUUUUUUUAAUCAAAUUGCAAUAUACUUCUUAUAUAUUAUUCCGAUCUUAAAAGAUAGAAUGCACGAUCUCGUUGUAUGCUAUAAAGUAAAAUUAAGUAAAUUGUUGCUAAAGCGUCA
This is a messenger RNA of Nasonia vitripennis (jewel wasp), 9807 nucleotides long. RefSeq names its product huntingtin (gene htt). Lineage: Eukaryota; Metazoa; Arthropoda; Insecta; Hymenoptera; Pteromalidae. The record is from RefSeq and is a predicted model, not a curated record. The coding region runs from base 396 to 9287 and encodes 2963 amino acids. The transcript has 27 exons. Gene Ontology annotation, cellular component: nucleus; cytoplasm.